Pneumocystis murina B123 is the source of this 546-nucleotide messenger RNA. RefSeq lists its product as hypothetical. The coding region runs from base 61 to 546 and encodes 161 amino acids. The transcript is spliced from 3 exons. NCBI's taxonomy places the organism in Eukaryota, Fungi, Ascomycota, Pneumocystomycetes, Pneumocystales, Pneumocystaceae. The record is from RefSeq and is a predicted model, not a curated record.
AAACAGUAUAGAUUUUGAAGUAUUUUCAUGAUAGAAAUUGGUAUUUAAAUAGCACUUAAUAUGGAAAAGUUAAAAGAGAAAAUAAGUUUGUUACGUAUGGAAGCAGAGGAAGCAAAUGGACGAGCAGAUGAAGCAGCAGCUCGGAUCAAGCAAUUAGAAUAUGAAUUGGCAUUGAAGGAACAAGAAUGUGUGAGUUUAAUGCAUAAAAAUGAACUUUUAGAAGGUGAAAUUGAACGAUUGGAAGCGCAAUUAUUGGAAGUAAAAACGGCAGUAGAAGAUGAAUCAGGAUCUCGUAAUAUAAGUGAAUGUCUUCAAAAAAAAAUCCAAAUUCUUGAAGAGGAACUUGAAUUAAAUGAUUCAAAUCUUCGAAAAACAACAGAUGCAUUACGACUAAUGGACGUUAAAACAGAACAUUUUGAACGUAGGGUAUCAGUAUUGGAAAAAGAACGUGACGAAAUUGAGGCAAAAUAUGAAGAAAUGACUAGAAAAUAUGAACAUGUCAAAGCAGAGUUGGAUGAAGUUAAUCAGCAACUUGAAAGUCUUUAA